AUGGAGACGUUUAAAUCCCUAUUCGUAAAGCCGGAUCCCCAGCAGCAGAUGCGGAAAUGCAACGCUCUGCUCCGAGCCAACGUCCGAAAACUCGAUCGCGAUAUCGCUCAGGCAGACAAGCGCGCUCAGCGAGAUCCCACGAGGGCCAAGCAGGCGCAGAAGGAAGUUCGGGACUUUGCGCGCGAGCUGGUCCGAGCCCGGAAGACGUCGGCGCGGCUAGUCACCUCGAAGGCGCAGCUCAACUCAGUGCAGAUGCAGGUCAAUGAAGCCUUUGCCGUUCGUAAGAUUGAGGGCUCCAUCCGAGCCAGCGUCGGCAUCAUGAAGGACGUCAACACCCUCAUCCGGCUGCCCGAGUUAUCCGGCACGAUGCGAGAGCUCAGCGUUGAGCUGAUGAAGGCAGGCAUUAUCGAGGAGAUGAUUGAUGAGUCGCUGCCCGAGGACAUGGAUAUGCUAGGAGAAGAUGAAGAGGCCGAGGGUGAGAUUGAAAAGAUCCUAGGCGAGGUCCUCAAGGACAAGAAGGAGCCGUCCCUUCCGGCCGCGCCCAUCCCCGAGCCGGAGAAAUUGGCGGCGGAGGAAGAGGAGGACGAGGAAGAUGCGGAGGCAAUGAUGGACCAGAUGAGGAAUCGAUUAGAUGCCCUGCGCAGUUAG
Trichoderma breve is the source of this 648-nucleotide messenger RNA. RefSeq names its product snf7 domain-containing protein. The transcript has 3 exons. Gene Ontology annotation, biological process: endosome transport via multivesicular body sorting pathway; protein transport; late endosome to vacuole transport. Gene Ontology annotation, cellular component: ESCRT III complex; multivesicular body. The record is from RefSeq and is a predicted model, not a curated record. Lineage: Eukaryota; Fungi; Ascomycota; Sordariomycetes; Hypocreales; Hypocreaceae. The coding region runs from base 1 to 648 and encodes 215 amino acids.